Lucilia cuprina (Australian sheep blowfly) is the source of this 1690-nucleotide messenger RNA. RefSeq names its product protein nanos (gene nanos). The record is from RefSeq and is a predicted model, not a curated record. The transcript is spliced from 4 exons. NCBI's taxonomy places the organism in Eukaryota, Metazoa, Arthropoda, Insecta, Diptera, Calliphoridae. Gene Ontology annotation, molecular function: mRNA binding; zinc ion binding. Gene Ontology annotation, cellular component: perinuclear region of cytoplasm. Gene Ontology annotation, biological process: negative regulation of translation; oogenesis. Bases 192 to 1520 code for a protein of 442 amino acids.
CAAACGACACUAUAAAAAAAAUUAAGAAAACAAUUAAAUUAUUUAAACAAAGUAAAUAAAAAAAUAUUAAAGAAAAAUCUAUUACAGAAAAUCAUAAAAAAUUGAUCUGUAUAAAAAAAACAUAAGAUUUGGAAAAAGAAGAAACCUAACGGAGUUUGUGUUGUUGGAUUCCUAUUAAUUCCAAUAAAUAAAUGCAGAGUGGUGACGUCAUGUACCGCAGCAACGCAGAAAGUAAUAUGCAAACUGCUGAAACAUUUACAAAUUUAUUAGGCCUUAACAUGAAGUGCUUCCAAGAAAUGUACUUGGAUACAUGUGCUUCUUUAGCGGCUGCCGGUUCAACAACAACAUCACCCAGCAUUUCACCAACCUCAUCAAAUGGUACAUCAGCCACCGGCUCCUUACUGCUUUCACCAGUUUCUAUGUCGCCGCCAAACUCAUCUGCCUGCCAUUCUUCUAAUACCUCUAGUUCCUCACCAACUAGUAGCAGUAUGAGUUUUGAAAAUAUGACAGUUUUGCAACAGCAACAAUUGUUGGCGGCCCAUCAGCAACAUUUAGCAGCUGCUGCAGUUGCGCAACAUCAAUUGGCUAUGGCAGCUGCUGCUGCCGCUGGCAAUAAACAAUUAUCGUCAGCUCUUACUAAUGGUGGCAAUGGAGGUGGUGGUUCUUCCACAUCUAGCCAACAACAACAACAGGAUGAAAUUUCCAAAUCUCUUAAAAUGUUUGCCAUGCUAACAGCCUAUUCUAAUGAAACAUCUACCAUUACACCGCAGCAGCAACAACAACAACUGCCCACACAUUCUCCAGUGGAUGCUGUAAUGCAAGAUUUUGCUUGUAAUGGUUAUAUUUCUGAUGAAUUAAAUCGCUAUCAGUUAGGUAUGCACUUAACCAAUAAUACCUCAUCUGCUACAGCUGCUGGCUCUUCUACCAAUCUACACAAUUCCACUUCCAAUGGGCAACAUCAGGUCAACACAGGAAUUGGUAGUUCAAAUGCAGCAGCAGCGGCUGCUGUUGCUGCUGCUGCAACAUUAAAUCAACAACAAUUACAACAGCAGUUGCAGCAACAUAAUCUUAAUAUAAAUUUCAAUAAUAACUUUUGGAAAAUGUUGCCCAGUCAUAUGCAGCAACAUUCAAAUGCGGUUUCAGCAGCUGCUGCUGCCGCCGCAGCGGCCACAGCUGCAGCAGCCGUUAACAUUGAUUACAAUUGUAAUCAAAAGAAGUUGUCAAAACGUUAUGGCAACAAAAAUGAAAAAUAUUCUUCGGCGAAACAUUGUGUUUUCUGUGAAAAUAAUAAUGAACCCGAAGCCGUUGUUAAGUCUCAUGCCGUGCGUGAUUCUUUAGGCAGAGUACUUUGCCCAAAAUUAAGAACCUACAUAUGUCCAAUUUGCAAAGCAUCUGGUGAUAUGGCACAUACUGUCAAGUAUUGCCCACAAAAACCCAUUAUAACAAUGGAAGAUGCCAUUAAAGCGGAAUCGUUCCGUUUAGCCAAGGACACUUACUACAAACAACAGAUGAAAGUUUAAAAAUGAAAUCAAAUCGUUUUGAUUUUAUUAUCGUUUUGCUUUUGUGUUUAUGUGCAAAAAAAUUAAUAUCAAGUUAAAUUUGAUAUUUAUUCGCAUAGAAAAAAACACCUGCAAAUUUAUUUUAUUUACAAAAAAAUUAAAAAAAAAUGAAACCUGAAUUUAAAUUUUAA